AUGCGGUGUGAUGAGCUUGAGGGAAAGGAGUCGUUGCGCAAUUAUCUUGAUAUAAGCGGUGUUGAGGGCAUCACCAAACUAAAAGAGGGUGAUGCCACUCCUCCAGAUGAUCCGCAGAUCUAUGCUGGCCUCACUUCGCCGGGGUCGAGCACUGAUAUAAGACAACCUGGGGUGCCAGGGUGGUUCAAGUCAGCAAUCACCCUCAUCUUCCACUUGGUAUCACUCACCUGGAACACCAUCUAUUCCAAAAUGUUCAUGUUCCCCCCAAUGUUGACCACCGACAACGAACUUCCUUUCAAUGGUCGUACGAUCUUCGAUGGUGGCAACAGAUGCUACUAUGUUGAGGACGGCGGCAAGCUAGUCGCCUUCACCGAGGACCAGGUGCGGGCGAUCUUCGAGCACAACAAGCACCUCCAACAAAACCUCAACUACAUCCUGCCGGCAGGCUACCACCUCGUCUCGACCAAGUGGAGCGAGGAAAACACCACGGAGCUCGUUCAGUAUGAUGAGUACAAUACGCCGCGCCUUCACCGGAACUUGCGGCGCUCGCCGCUGCUCCAGGACCUGGUCAGCGACAACGCAAAAUUCAUGUAUUCAAUCCAGGGCCAAGGGAGGGUCGUGCUGGAACAAGAGCAGGCCACUGAAUGCAACAUCAUCGCUUGGCAUGUCCUAGCGAGGAAUGUCAACACUGAGAAGAGGCGGUCGGCUGUUUGGGGUGGUGGCGGAGGACCCGCGCCAUCGCGCGGCGGAUAUGGCGGACACGCCUCUCACCAAGGCAGAGGCAGGUUCAGGCCAGAUGCCUACAACACCUCUACGAGAGGACGUCACGGACCCGAUCGUGGCCGCCCGCCACCUAGGUCGGCCCCGGUCUACAGACAUGACUGUGACUCUCGCUUGAGGUCGCCACGUGGUCAAGGCUACACCCAUCAGUCACAUCGCAAAGAGUAUUGCAGACAUUCCACUCACCGACUUUCGUCCCGAGGCCCUCAGCCUCAGCCCUCUGCCCAUCAUGACAUCUCUCGCCACUACUGGUCCUGUUCUCCUACCCACUCUUGCCACGCCGCCCGCACUCCGAUCCAUUCCAGGUCUCGUGGGCGCUCCGCCCAGCGCUCUCGUUCCACGGACACUCGUCGCAGACACUACUCAAGCAAAUCAGUAUCUCAUCAAAACAAGACCCAGAAGCCAUCAACUAGUUGCCGCCGCGAGGAUUGUAGCAAGUCUCGCUCUCCUCGCGGGGACUAUCAUUGGGCUGAACACUCAUACUCACCUUCAGUUGUCAUCACCUCUGCCCCUCCUGUCGCCGGUCCCUCCAUUCACCCCAACGCUCUCGUCAUCAACCCAGUGAACACUGCUGUGGAUGAAGACAUAGCCAUGGACAACACAGAAGAGGGUAACCAACCUACCAACCCAUUAGCCGAACUUGGAGACUACGUAGAUGACAAAUUCACUGGGCCCGCUGACAAAACUGUUGUUCCGGAAAACAACAAAUUUGAAGGCAAAGAUGAAGACCGUGAUGCUGAAGGCGAGAUUGACGAAGAAGCUUUGGGUGAGGCGGGCAAUGAGGAGUAG
This is a messenger RNA of Coniophora puteana RWD-64-598 SS2, 1569 nucleotides long. RefSeq lists its product as uncharacterized. Lineage: Eukaryota; Fungi; Basidiomycota; Agaricomycetes; Boletales; Coniophoraceae. Bases 1 to 1569 code for a protein of 522 amino acids. The record is from RefSeq and is a predicted model, not a curated record. The transcript has a single exon.